UAUGCAAAGCUUUGUUUUAACAGCCUAAAGCCAUAAGGACAAAUUAUGUCAAGCUCUGACUUUUCUGUGUUUCUGGCAGGGUGAUGGCUCUACCUUCCUUCAGCUGGGCUCUUCCAUGGAGCAGCAGAUCAAUGGGAUGUUCAAGAUGAUGGAGGAGUACAACUGGGACAGUUUUGUUGUGGUGACCAGCUUGUACCCAGGCUACGACACCUAUGUGGACUACAUCCGCUCCUUUAUUGAUACGUCUUACUUCCUCUGGGAGUUGCAGGACAUCUUGACGUUUGACAUGUCGGCCGACGGCAUGAACGACCUCCGUGCCCGCCGAUUGCUUCAGCAGAUCGAUGCGCAAGUGCUGCUGGUGUACUGCUCGCACGAUGAGGCCCAAUACCUGUUCACCAUGGCCAGGGAAGUGGGUUUGGUUGGUCCGGGGUAUAUCUGGUUUAUCCCCAGCCUUGCAGUGGGAAACCCCAAUAUGCCUCCUCCAGACAGCUUCCCCAUUGGAUUGAUCAGCAUUAUCACAGAUCGCUGGAAGAUGAGCUUGAGACACAGAGUCAGGGAUGGCGUAGCCAUCGUCGUUAAAGCAGUGGAGAGCUUCCGCAAACAGAGAGGGUUUAUUCCUGAUGGACACAUGGAUUGUCAGAGUCCGGUUCGACCGUCCACCAAUGACAGCCUCUACAGGCAUAUGCUGAAUGUGUCAUGGGAGAACACAGACUUUUCCUUCAACAGUGAUGGAUAUCUGAUCAACCCUUCCAUGAUUAUAAUCACUCUGGACCGUGGGAGACAGUGGGAUAAGGUGGGGAAUUAUGAGUAUGGUAUCCUGCAGACGAGGUACCCUGUUUGGCCACGUUAUGGGACCUUCCUGGAGCCUGUGUCUGACAACCGUCACUUGACAGUCGCCACACUGGAGGAAAGGCCUUUUGUGAUCGUGGAAGCUGUGGAUCCUGUUACUGGCACCUGCCUCAGUAACACCGUCCCCUGUAGACGGCAGUCGAACAAGACAGAAACGAUAGUCGGACACACUGAGCCAUACACCAAACUAUGCUGCAAAGGCUUCUGCAUUGACAUCCUGAAAAAGCUCUCUCGCAACAUCAAGUUCUCCUACGACCUCUACCUGGUCACCAACGGCAAACAUGGCAAGCUUGUACGAGGGAUCUGGAAUGGGAUGAUUGGAGAGGUAUUUUAUAAGCGAGCGGACAUGGCCAUUGGCUCUCUGACCAUAAAUGAGGAGCGCUCUGAGAUCAUUGACUUCUCUGUGCCGUUUGUGGAGACUGGCAUCAGUGUGAUGGUGGCCAGGAGCAAUGGAACCGUGUCUCCUUCAGCCUUCUUGGAGCCCUACAGCCCAGCGGUGUGGGUGAUGAUGUUUGUCAUGUGUCUUACAGUCGUGGCAGUGACUGUGUUUGUGUUUGAAUACUUCAGUCCUGUGGGCUACAACCGCAGCCUGGUCAGUGCCAAAGAUCCAGGUGGGCCAACAUUCACCAUCGGGAAGUCAGUCUGGCUGCUGUGGGGGAUCGUCUUCAACAACUCAGUGCCCAUUGAAAACCCCAAAGGCACCACCAGUAAGAUCAUGGUGCUGGUGUGGGCCUUCUUUGCCGUGAUCUUCCUGGCCAGCUACACGGCCAACCUGGCAGCCUUCAUGAUCCAGGAGCAGUACAUUGACACCGUUUCUGGACUGAGUGACAAGAAGUUCCAGAAACCACAAGACCAAUAUCCUCCAUUCCGGUUUGGGACUGUGCCCAAUGGCAGCACAGAAAGAAACAUAAGGAGCAAUUAUCCCGAAAUGCAUUCCCACAUGGUUAAGUACAACCAAAAAGGUGUGGAGGAUGCUCUCAACAGCCUCAAAACUGGGAAGCUGGAUGCCUUCAUAUAUGAUGCAGCUGUGCUUAACUACAUGGCGGGUAAAGACGAAGGAUGUAAAUUGGUGACCAUCGGUAGCGGGAAGGUUUUUGCUACGACAGGCUACGGCAUCGCCCUUCAGAAAGAAUCUCGCUGGAAGCGCCCCAUAGACCUCGCUCUUCUCCAGUUCCUUGCUGACGGUGACACUCAGAAGCUGCAGACAGUGUGGCUCACUGGUAUCUGUCGUAACGAGAAGAAAGAGGUGAUGAGCUCUAAGCUCGACAUUGACAACAUGGCCGGAGUGUUUUACAUGCUUCUAGUGGCUAUGGGUCUCAGUCUGCUGGUCUUUGCAUGGGAACAUCUACUGUACUGGAAGCUACGGCAUUCUGUCCACAAGUCUGAGCGUUUGGACUUCUUGCUGGCUAUUAGCAGGGGAAUCUACAGCUGCUUCAAUGGUGUGGAAGACACGGACCGUAAAGGGAACAUGCAGAACCCAGAUGUCACCACCAGUUACACUCAGGCCAACAUGCUGAAGAUGCUCCAAACUGCUAAGGACAUUGUCUCAUCUGCAAGAGUUGAAAACUCCCUGGACAAUGCCACAAAGACCAUAGAGAACUGGAGUCGACGUGAUCCAGAGUCAGCCAGACCUAGUCUUCCUACCUGCCUCAUAGGAACGGACUUCAGCCAUAGUCGCCUGCCCUGCAUCGCCAGCGUUACGGACAACCACUCACCAUACCCUCAAAACGUGGACAGCACCACUCAGCACUUGCUGGAGAAGCCUCAUGUGGGAACAAGGCCUACCUCACUGCGCUACACUCUUCCCGCACGCACCAGCCACCACCACAUCUACGAAAGAACGCUUCCCAUAUCUAGCCUCAGUAGUCCCCAUAUUGCCAUCAGAGACCCACCUCCUCCUACAGCCCCGAAACCCCACGUGUACGUCGACCAGUCCUGUCACCAUCCUACCUCUCGCUACGUCUCUUACCGUGACUUUCAGGUACCGGACAUCUUUGUGGAACACCAAGAACCUUCAGGAAGCCAUACACAAUACAUGGCUGGUCUGGGUCGCAAAAAGAGGUCCCACAGCUACGUAGCAACAUCUCCAGAAACUCGACGGAGGGGCGACUAUGAUGUUCCCCAGUCCUGUCUGUCUGAGCUUAAAAGCAACCACCUCGUGGAAAACCAUUCUCAUACCACACCCUGCAUGAGAAGCCACUUCCAGAGACCCAGCUCUAGCUGCAACUCCUGUACCAAGUUGUAUCUAGAACCAGAGAUGGAUGACGUUCCUCUUCUGGGGAAAGAUAAAAUGAACCGUCGCGCCUCUUUUCUCAGGGCCACGUGGGGUGGUGACAGGAUCCGGCAGCUGGAUGAGAAGCCCUCCACCUCUGCAUCUUCUACCAGCUGCAUCAACAUGCCUGAUCUGUUCCCUCGAGUGGUCGUGACCAAUCCCAAGCCUUCGAAGAUGUAUGGCAGCGCUGGUAACAACCUUCGCUACAACAUGGCUGUGGAGCCAGCCUAUCUGGACCCAGCCCACAUGGGCUCCUACCCGUACAAGCAGCAGAAGCUCAAGUACUCAAAGUCCAUCCGCCUUCCUUCGUACCGGGAGGCGAUUCUACAGAAUACAGCAGCCCUGCGGCGCUCCUCUUCCACACUAGUGCAUGGACAUUACUCAACGUACCUGAACUCUUACACAGACCUGCCGGUGUACCGGUGUCCUCUACCACAGGGAUCCACUCACUUUCAUGAGAAUUCCAAAGACAUGUGCCACCUGUUUCCAUGUGUCAACCAUUGCCCGGAUAAUGCCGCCUUGGUGCCCCGGUUAGGCAGCAGACCUGUAUUGUACCAGAACACUGCUAUUGGAAGCUACGAGGGGGCCGGGCGCUCAAACGAGGAGUCGUUGCACACUGUGCCGUUCUCUUCCGUACGCAGGGACCGCAGGCAGGUUCUAGUGGCACGGAACGUACACAGUCCCUAUGCCCCACGGCCCUGGGGUAGGGUAUCUAGUCUGGAGUCAGAGGUUUGAAGACCUUUUAAGAGAUCUCCAGAGACAGUUUCCCCCAAACAGUGAGGGUAACAUGCUGGGAACUGCUAAAUGAAGUCAAGCAAAAAAGUUAGGUGGACUAGAGGUGGUAAUCUCAGUGCAAUAAAACCCUAAGACAGCAGGGAUGGGAUGGGGGAAUGUACAAGUGAUUACUGUGGAGACGUCUUUCAGUAUACUUUAAAAAAUAAGAGUUAAAAUAAUAAUGAACUGUUCUUAAUCUAUACUCUAUUGAUUGUUAUUUAAACUGUUUUUAAAAUGCCAUUACACCAGUUACACUCAUUCUCUGCAAACAAUUGGAUGUAGCAUGUUUUAAGGCAGCUUUAAAACCAAAAGGGUUUGAAUUGAAAUUCUGGUUUUUAUUUGUCAGGGCAUUUAGCCAUUUUAAAUCUGGAGAACCAAUGGAGAAUUUUAUAACAUAGCCACACAAAAAUGUCUUCCAAGAAUUUUCUAAACCCAGGUGUUUGAGAAAGCCAUUCAUUGUCAAAUUUUGUCACUCCACUGAUGUAAUUCAGAUCUGAUUUUAAGAAUGGUGAAGAAUUGAUUUGCCUUCUGUAGUUCCACAGCUAUUUCACUGUUUAAUAAAUGAUGGGAUGGCCUGAGGGCCAACUGAAAAGGA
Megalobrama amblycephala (Wuchang bream) is the source of this 4490-nucleotide messenger RNA. RefSeq names its product glutamate receptor ionotropic, NMDA 2C-like. The record is from RefSeq and is a predicted model, not a curated record. The transcript is spliced from 11 exons. The coding region runs from base 116 to 3856 and encodes 1246 amino acids. Lineage: Eukaryota; Metazoa; Chordata; Actinopteri; Cypriniformes; Xenocyprididae. Gene Ontology annotation, biological process: monoatomic ion transport; long-term synaptic potentiation; excitatory postsynaptic potential. Gene Ontology annotation, molecular function: NMDA glutamate receptor activity; transmitter-gated monoatomic ion channel activity involved in regulation of postsynaptic membrane potential. Gene Ontology annotation, cellular component: plasma membrane; NMDA selective glutamate receptor complex; postsynaptic membrane.